This is a messenger RNA of Frieseomelitta varia, 1254 nucleotides long. Its product is annotated as LHFPL tetraspan subfamily member 2a protein. Bases 244 to 903 code for a protein of 219 amino acids. Lineage: Eukaryota; Metazoa; Arthropoda; Insecta; Hymenoptera; Apidae. Gene Ontology annotation, cellular component: membrane. The record is from RefSeq and is a predicted model, not a curated record. The transcript has 5 exons.
UUUGACCGCGCAACUCCACGUUCAGGAAAUAAGCGUUGACUACGCCGAGUCACUCACUUUGACAGGAGGAACGCUCGCCCUGAUCAGAUCAUUUCUCAGGGAUUCCCACGAGUCACACAAUCACCGGCGGACUAUUGUUUUUCUUUCUAACGACCGGCUGGAAAAAAAGGUUCGCGAGGGAAACGGAUUCGAGGAGGAGAUUAGUGCUCGAAGGAUGGCAUAGAUGUACAAUCGAACGGCAGCAUGUGCUAUGUGAUAGUCACUGGUCGUAGUUUACUGUGGACGUUGCUGUCCCUGGUGGCGUUAAUGGCAGUUUUAUCGGCGCUCAUCACUCCAAAAUGGCUCAUUGGACCGCAAAUAAAAGACACGAAGAACGGGUCGGAGUUUUACGUGCCAACAGUCGGGAUUUUCAAUCGCUGCAUCAAGCUGCACGGUAAGAAGGCUCACUGCGCGAAUUUCAACUUGGACGGCUUCGCCACGGAUUCCAGCGUGUUUCCAGGCUGCUGGAAAGCCUCGUACUUCUUCUUGUCUCUUGGCUUGGCGAUCAUGUCGACGACGGUGCUGGCGGCUUUGGUCGGCUGCUGUAUGCAAAGCAUCGGCAGAAAGAGCAUCUUCAAUUUGGCCGGUGUUGCACAGGUUAUCGCUGGGAUAUUUUACUUGCUCGGGAUGAUUUUGUAUCCCGCGGGCUGGGGCGCGGAAAGGGUUCAGAGGAUCUGUGGACCGGAAGCUGACGCUUUCUACCUCGCCGAAUGCUCCCUAGGUUGGGCUUUCUAUAGCGCCAUAAUAGGAGUUGGACUGACGUUCGUUUGCGCAGUGAUAAGUGGCCAAGCAGAGAAGUCCACAGCUAGUGACAAGGUUCAGGACAAGAUGAACGAAGGAAAAACUUUAAUCUGUCUCGCGUGAAACUAGAAAGACUGGGGAAUAUCGAGAAUAUCCAUAUCUUCACUGGCGGAGCAAGGAUAAAGAAAACGCUCUUACUUUUCCUUGGAUCUGUGUCAAAAAAAAAAAAAAAAAAAGAAAAAGAACUUAUCGUGGGACCAAAUCAAUUCGACUGAGACUCCGUGCCAGUUUUUUCCCAGAUUUUCAAUUAAAAUGCAAACGUUAUGAUCGUUUUAAGAGGAGUACAGUCAACUGUACUUUACUACUGCCAUUUUGUAUGCAAAUAAAUGUAUAUGAAACAGAUAUUCAUAGGAAAUAAGGUAUAAGAGAAGAAUAAUAUUGUGCAAGAAAGAAAUAAAUCCGGAUGCUGUUAAA